CACGUUCAGCAAGACCAUCCGCGACCUCGACGGGGUGCUCCAGGGGCUGCCAGGUGGUCAAGCUCCCGGCUGGACAAUCGAGCAGACCCUCGUCGACCCAGCCGAGUCGAGCCAGAUCGGCCACGUCACCCGGAGCCAGCCCGUCUGCACCGCCCUCCAGAUCGCACUGGUCGACAUGCUGGCGAGCUGGGGCGUCGCGCCUGCGGCGGUGGUUGGCCACUCGUCGGGCGAGAUCGCCGCUGCCUACGCGGCAGGGCUGCUGAGUGCCCGCCAGGCCAUCCUGGUGGCAUAUUUCCGCGGGGUUGCCGUUGGCACACUGCGCGGGGAGGGUGCCAUGAUGGCGGCCGGGCUGGGCCCCGAGGCUGCCGGCCAGCUCAUACGGGACAGCGGCCUCGGCGACGAGGUAUGCGUUGCCUGUGUCAAUUCCCCCGAGAGCACGACGCUGAGCGGGUCUGCGGCUGGGAUCGAGCUCCUGAUGGCCAGCCUCCAGGAGCAGGGCAGGUUUGCGCGGGUGUUGCAGACAGGGGGUAGGGCGUACCACUCGGCCAUGAUGAAGCAGGUUGGCGCCCUUUAUGAGAACCUGCUCGCACCCCAUCUCGUUGGCGGGCCCGAGGUCUCUGCCGCCGUGGCCUCGUCAAGCAACGGCACAGGGCGGCGCGCGCAAAUGUUCUCGUCGGUGGGCUUCGAUGGCGAUCGCGUCGCAAGGGCCGACAGUGCGACCGUAACCUCGACCGAGUACUGGAGGAAUAACCUCGAGCGGCCAGUCCAGUUCUGGGGGGCGGUGCAGAACAUGUUGGCGAGCUCCGCCGGGUCGGGAGGAAAAGGGGAGCAGGGGAGAAGGGGGAGGAGUGGUCUUCACCUGGUCGAAGUUGGACCGCACAGCGCGCUCAAGGGGCCCUUGCAGCAGAUCCGCAAGCAUAUGGGCUGGGAAGAGGCCGCGGCUCCCUACUCUUGCGCGCUGGUCAGAGGCCAGGACGCGGACCUCUCGGCCAAGAAGCUCGCCGGCUUGUUGUUUCUCCAGGGCGUGGGCCUGUCCUGGCAGCACGUCAACGACAACUUCAACAUCAAUAUCACUAGCAGGGGGCAUCGAGGCCCACAGCUGGCACACCUCCCCCCAUACCCGUGGGACUACUCGGGGGGCCUCGUCUGGGUCGAACCUCGGGCCAGCAUCGAGACGCGCAACCGCCCGUUCCCACGGCACCCGCUCCUCGGCUCCCUCAGGGUCGCCGGCAGCGACCUCGACUGGCACUGGAAGAACCAGCUCAGCCUGAAGGAGGUGCCCUGGCUCCGCGACCACAAGAUCGAGACACAGGUUGUGUUCCCUGCCGCGGGCUACCUCGCGGUUGGAAUCGAAGCCCUGUCACAGGUACUACACCUGCGCAGCGUCGCUAGCGACAAGGACAGGCCAAAGAAUGAUUCGAACCAGACCAGGCGCGGCAACUCGGCCUCCGGCCGCCCUCUCUGGUUCGAGUUCCGCAACGUCAGCAUCAAUGCGGCGCUGGUGGUGGCCGACGAUGAGGACAAGAAGGGAAGCCAGGGGACAGAACAAGCCGAGCUGCACACGGCAAUGUCGCCGCGAGCCCUGUCGAGCACGACCACGUCGGCCGACUGGUACGACUUCUCCAUCUCGUCGUGGGCGGGGGGCAAGACGAGGGUGCACUGCGCUGGGGGUGUGCGAGGCCAUCAAGCCGAGCUUGACUUCAGCGCAGACACUGUCAAGGUUGGGCCCGACCAAGACCACGACCUGCAGGAGAGGAUCUCAGGGCAAGGGCUAGCGUCAGCGGCAUCGUACUACCAAAAGUUUGAGCACGAGGGCUUGUGCCUUGGGCCCCAGUUCCAGUCCGUCUCGGGGAUCGUCAGCCCCGGCGACGACCGUGAGGUCCUGGCCACGACCCUGCUGCGGCCUCAGAAGUUUGAUACAAACACGCAGCUCAGCCCUGACGAGGUUGGGCAGGAUGCGGUCCACACGAUCACCAUCGACGCCUGCAUCCAGGCAGGCAUCAUGUCUACCGCGGCGGGAGACAUGAGUGCCCUUGGAGCACACGUUCCCGUCUCCAUCCGCGAGUGUUGGGUCCGAGGGAACUGCGGCGAAAGCAGCACAGCCGGGGGCGACAAAACCCGAGCAACGGCGGCAGCCACGGCGGAAGCCCAAGGGACCAUCGACGCGCGGGCCCGCAAGACAGGCCUCUCAACCCACCGGGUCGACGCCACCCUCAGGGAUCCGCACAGCGCCACCCCGCUGGUCCACCUGCAGGACGUGCUCGUGUCGCACUACGCGGCCAAGGUGGCACCAGCAGCGACGGGCGCAGCGGCCCUCCUCCCGCGGCAGCCCUGCCUGCGCGUCGCCUGGAAGCCCGACGUCGGGCACCUGCGCGCGGGCUCGGGCGAGGCACUGCGCGGCUACCUGGCCGGCUUCGUGGACCACCUCCCGCAGAGGCUCCCCGACACGGGCCUGCCCGAGACGGCGUGCGACGCCGCCGUUGCGGCGCUGCUGGACCUCGCUGGCCACCGGAACCCGCGGAUGCGCGUGCUGCAGCUGGGGGACGAGUGCGGCUGCAGGGCGGCCGAGUGGACGGCCGUCCUGGACAAGGGGACUGCGGCACAGCGGUAUCAGUCGUGGAAGACGAUGAACCUAGGUCCGGCCGAUGGAAAUACUGACCACAUUGAGGGGGCUCCCAAUGGUGGUGAUGGUGGUGAUGAUAAUGACGACGAUCAUGCGAGCGAGCAUGUGUUUGAUGUGGUGCUUCUUACCAGCCGAAAGCAGGGUCGAGAGUAUUGGGCAAAGCAUCCAACCGACAUCCUUUCCCGAGUUGCGAGAGGAGGUAUCGUCAUCACUCGUCAGACGGCCGUGAGCGCCGAGGUCCUUCGCAAGGCAGGAUUCAGGGUGGUUGAGAUGGGCAACGGACUCAUCUGUGGCGUCCGUCCUGAAGACAGUCCAGCCGGCUUGCUUGAAGGCAAGCGGUUUGUGAUCCUGACCCGAAAAGCGUUGCCAUGCCCCCUUUCAGAGAUAUUUGCGGAAGCCAUAGCAACACAGCUGCAGGACCAGGCCGGCGCGUGCAGCGUCGAGGUGGUACCCCUCGAGAAUGCCCCGCAGACAAGCCUGACCAAGGACACGAUAUGUAUCUCGCUCGUCGAGGUGGCCGACAAGUUCCUGGCAACCAUGGGCCAGGAGGACAUGGACCGGCUCCGCAGCGUCACGGGCCGCGUCAAGACGCUGCUGUGGCUCACGGGCGCCGACACGCUGGGCAGCAAGCCGCGGCCUGACCUGGCGCUGUGCAACGGCCUCUCGCGCGCCGUGAUGCUGGAACAGCCGGCGCUGCGCUUCGUGGUCAUGGACGUGGGUGCCGCGCCGCAGUGGAUGCUGCCGUCGACACGCGAGAACAUCGUGAGCGUGCUGGCGGGUUCCGUCGGCCACGCUGAUCGGGCGGACAGCGAGUUCGUGCAGCAUGACGGCCUCGUCUACAUCAGCCGCUUCACCCCCGACACCGUCCUGAACACGACCUUCAACAACCGCAUGCACCUGGGGAAUCCCGAGACGAGUGCACAGCAAGGAGACCAUAUCCGACUCACCCCGCUGGCCGAAGCCCGGCCGGCGCAGCUCGCCAUCGGCCGGGUCGGCGUCAGUGAAACAAUCCACUUCCAGGCAAAGGACCAACCCCAGGUCCAGGGCGAGGGCCCCCCAGCAGGCUCGAUCGACGUGUUGAUCAAGGCCAUCAGCCUGAAUGCCAAGAACGUGUACGCCCUCAACGGCCGCCUGGAGACGCAAGCCGCGUCCAACGCAGACGAGCUCAGCGGCAUCGUCACCGCCGUCGGCCCGGGCGUCACCACGCCACGUCCCGGCGACCGCGUCUUCGGCUGCGCGCCGGGCCAGCUCGCAACCACGAUGCGCAUGAGGGCCACCGACGCCCACGUGAUGCUCGACGCGGAGAGCUUCACCGUCAUGCCCACCCUGCUGACCGUGUACAUGACGGCGCUGUACGCCUUCGGGCCCCGCGCCAACCUGCGCGCCGGCGAGACGGUUCUCAUCCACGGGGGCGCCGGCGCCCUGGGCUGGGCGGCCAUCACGAUCGCGAGGCGCCUCGGCGCCGUCGUCUACACCACCGCCGGGUCGGCCGCCAAGCGGCGCUUCAUCACCGGCGAGCUCGGCAUCCCCGCCGAGCGGGUGUUUGGGUCGCGCGACGCGGGCUUUGUCGAGGGCCUGCGGCGGGCCACGGGCGGCCGCAUGGCCGACGUCGUCGUUAACUUCCUCGUCGGGGACCUGCUCCACGAGAGCUGGCGCUGCGUGGGCCCCUAUGGCCGCUUCGUCGAGGUGGGCAAGCGCGACCUCAUCGAGGGCGGCCGCCUGGACAUGGACGUCUUCUUGCGCGGUGCGACAUUCACUGCUUUUGACUUGCACGACUUGAUGAUGUUGGACGACGAGCAUCACCGCCAGGUGUGGGACAGGCUCGGCAGUGACGUUGUAAGGCUGUAUCGUGCUGGUGAAAUCAAAGCACCGCCCAUUAAAACGUUUGAUGUGUCCGAUGUUGUGCAGGCCUACCGAUUCUUCUCCACCCCAGACCGGGUGGGCAAGGUCGUGAUUUCUUUUGAGAACGAGUCAUCUCUGAUCCUGCUUGCCCCGCGGAAAUACACCGCGACCCUAGAUCCUAACAAGACGUAUCUCCUCAUCGGGUGCCUCGGCGGCCUUGGUCGCAGCCUCAGCCGCUGGCUCUUGUCCCGCGGCGCCCGCAACUUUGUCUUCCUCGGCCGCACGGGUGCGGAUAAGAAGAGCGCCAGAGACAUGGUCAGGCGCCUGGAGGCCAGCGGCGCGACCGUAGCUGUCGUCCGUGGCGAUGUCACAGACCGCGCCCACGUCGAGGCCGCCGUAGGCGCAUGCAUCGCCACCGGGAAGCCCGUCGGCGGCGUUGUCCAGGCUGCGAUGGGCCUCGACGAAGGGCUCUUUGCGUCCAUGACCAGCGGUGCGUGGCACACCGGGAUCCAGCCCAAGGUGAAGGGCACGUGGAACCUGCACGAGGUGCUCGAGGAGGCUGCGGCCAGCGGCCACGCCAGCCUCGACUUCUUCCUGCUCAUGUCGUCCGUGUCGGGGAGCGUGGGCACCGCGACCGAGAGCAACUACUGCGCCGCCAACUGCUUCCUCGACGCCUUCGCCAACUGGCGCCGCUCGCAGGGCAAGACGGCCGUGUCCCUCGGCCUGGGCAUGAUCUCCGAGGUGGGCUACCUGCACGAGAACCCCGAGAUCGAGGCGCUGCUCCUGCGCCGGGGCAUCCAGCCCCUGACUGAGGCCGAGUUCCUGCAGACGAUCGACCUCGCCCUGUCCGGGACGGCCGGGCAGGUCUCGGGCCAACAGCCCCGGGGCCCGUGGGCGGACACGGCCCACAUCCUGACGGGACUGGAGCCGCUCGGCGUCUUGCGCCUCCAGGACCAAGGGUUUGACGUGACCCACGCGUCCAUGGACGACCCACGGGCGUCUGUGCUGUUUGCGGCGCUGUCGGCCGAGCAGGAAGCAAGGAACAAGACACGGGACCGUGGGCACGGGGCCGGCACCAACGGAGCUGGCAGCAACUCAGCCCGCGCCGCCUGGUUUUCCAGCCUGCCGGCGACGGUGCGCAAGGCCCUCCAGGCCGAGGCACAUGCUCCCACGAUGCAGGUGGCCGUGCUGAACCUGCUGCGCAGGCGGUUUUCCUCCCUCAUCCUGGUAUCCCCCGACAAGGUCGAGGACGACAGGUCGCUGGCCAACUUCGGCGUCGACAGCAUGAUCGCCUCCGAGUUUCGCACUUGGAUCUGGGCCGCCUUCAAGGUCGACAUUCCUUUCCUCGACAUUCUCAGCCAUGAAAGGACGCUGGGCACCCUCGCCGCCUCGGUGGCCGACGAGUUGGGGCGGGCCUGAUCACCAGCCAGCCAUGUGUGUGCAUUUUGUAUAAGAACAAA
Diaporthe batatas is the source of this 5925-nucleotide messenger RNA. RefSeq lists its product as uncharacterized. NCBI's taxonomy places the organism in Eukaryota, Fungi, Ascomycota, Sordariomycetes, Diaporthales, Diaporthaceae. Gene Ontology annotation, molecular function: oxidoreductase activity; phosphopantetheine binding; fatty acid synthase activity. Gene Ontology annotation, biological process: secondary metabolite biosynthetic process; fatty acid biosynthetic process. The record is from RefSeq and is a predicted model, not a curated record. Bases 176 to 5884 code for a protein of 1902 amino acids. The transcript has 5 exons.